Eucalyptus grandis is the source of this 1315-nucleotide messenger RNA. Its product is annotated as 2-alkenal reductase (NADP(+)-dependent)-like. The transcript has 5 exons. NCBI's taxonomy places the organism in Eukaryota, Viridiplantae, Streptophyta, Magnoliopsida, Myrtales, Myrtaceae. Gene Ontology annotation, molecular function: 2-alkenal reductase [NAD(P)H] activity. The coding region runs from base 50 to 1096 and encodes 348 amino acids. The record is from RefSeq and is a predicted model, not a curated record. Gene Ontology annotation, biological process: response to oxidative stress.
UUCUCUCUUCUAAGUGUUCCGAGUUUUGCCGAAAGAGUAGUGAAGAGCGAUGGCAGGCGAGAAUGGGGAGGCAGUGAGGAACAAGCAAGUGAUAUUCAGGGACUACGUGAGUGGUUUCCCCGAGGAUACGGACAUGGAGGUGCGCGAGUCGACCAUGAAGUUGCGUCUCCUGGAGGGCUCGAACGGCCUCCUCGUGAAAAAUCUCUACCUGUCCUGCGACCCUUACAUGAGGUUCCGCAUGACGAAACCCAAUGUCCCGGUUUAUGUCGAACCCUUCAGACCCGGUUCGCCUAUAACUGGAUAUGGAGUAGCUAGAGUUUUGGAAUCCGGGCAUCCAAACUUCAAGAAAGGCGACUUGCUUUGGGGUUUGACUGGAUGGGAGGAGUAUACUCUACUUACUGCACCAGAGACUUGCUUCAAGAUUGAACACACCGAUGUUCCUCUGUCUUACUACACUGGCCUUUUGGGUAUGGCUGGCAUGACCGCUUAUGCCGGUUUUUUCGAAGUAUGCUCUCCUAAGAAAGGAGAGACUGUUUUCAUAUCAGCGGCAUCGGGAGCUGUUGGUCAGCUUGCUGGCCAGUUGGCAAAGUCGUUCGGUUGUUAUGUUGUUGGCAGCGCUGGUAGCAAAGAGAAGGUUGAUUUGCUGAAGAACAAGUUUGGAUUCGAUGAUGCUUUCAACUACAAGGAGGAACUGGAUCUGGAUGCAGCACUGAAAAGAUGCUUCCCCGAGGGUAUCGAUAUCUACUUCGAAAACGUUGGCGGAAAGAUGCUCGAUGCGGUGCUGCUCAGCAUGAAACUUCAUGGCCGAAUCGCAGUUUGUGGAAUGAUCUCACAGUACAAUCUCGAGCAGCCCGAAGGCAUACACAACUUGACAAAUUUUAUCCUGAAGCGGAUUCGGAUGGAAGGUUUCAUGGUAUCCGAUUACUAUCAUCUCUACCCGAAGUUCCUGGAGACGGUAUUGCCUCAGAUCAAAGAGGGGAAGAUUGUGUAUGUGGAAGACACUGCCGAAGGUCUCGAGAAUGCUCCGACAGCUCUCAUCGGGCUGUUCUACGGCCGCAAUGUUGGGAAACAAGUGGUGGUGCUUUCUCACGAAUGAGUCGGCUUUCUGUACUUUUCCAUCCGCGUCGUCGCCUCUUUUCUCGUGUUCAAAAUGGGUUGUUUUCUGUUUGUCUUUGUGUUGCCAUUCCGUUGUGCGAGGACACAGAGGUUGUUUGUUUCUUUGGGGAUGAAUCGGAUGAUACAGAGGACCAUCUGGUUGUGUUGUUUUCAGGGGUCAAUGUUGGUAAACGGGGUGGUUUGUAGCUUUUCGCGAAUG